AUGGUAUGUGAUGAUAAAUAUAGAAUUUUAAAUGUGAAUCCCAAGUUUGGAGCUGCAAAUCAUGAUUCCUUUAUAUGGGAAAACAGUAAUUUAAACACAUACAUGCAAUCUUUGCACCAAAAUGGAGAAAUUGUCUGGCUUUUAGGAGAUUCUGGAUAUCCCCAACGCCGAUGGCUUAUGACACCAUUUUUAGAUGCUGAGUCCAAUAAUUAUAAUGAAAAGCACAUGAGAGCUCGAGUUGUUAUUGAAAACACAUUUUCAAGGCUGAAAAAUCGAUGGCGAUGUCUGCACAAGGUUUGCACUACAAGCCCGUAA
Messenger RNA from Parnassius mnemosyne (clouded apollo), 315 nucleotides. The record is from the annotation of a GenBank genome assembly. NCBI's taxonomy places the organism in Eukaryota, Metazoa, Arthropoda, Insecta, Lepidoptera, Papilionidae.